AUGUUUGGAACAAAACCAGUUAUAACGAUUCACUCUGGCCUGCCAGUCACCUUGCGAUCUGGCCAUCCAGCAACGAUUCUCCAGCUCCCCUGUCUACUGCUGCUAGCUGGAUUGCCGAUUCAACCGACUGCAAAUACUGCUACAUUUACUGCAGGAAGAAUCUCAUUGAGAGAUGUAUUCAUAUACGUGCGAUGUAUAUAUAAACCAGCAACAACAGUAUUCAAUGGAAGGAUAUGUAAUAUUAAUAGGGAACAUGAUGCCCAGGGCCGUGUUCAGAGGGCUGGAGAGGGGCAACAACCCCCAUUUCAAGUUUAG
Helobdella robusta is the source of this 315-nucleotide messenger RNA. RefSeq lists its product as hypothetical. The transcript has 3 exons. NCBI's taxonomy places the organism in Eukaryota, Metazoa, Annelida, Clitellata, Rhynchobdellida, Glossiphoniidae. Bases 1 to 315 code for a protein of 104 amino acids. The record is from RefSeq and is a predicted model, not a curated record.